Molecule: messenger RNA, 5284 nt
Organism: Gryllus bimaculatus (two-spotted cricket)
Lineage: Eukaryota; Metazoa; Arthropoda; Insecta; Orthoptera; Gryllidae
Source: the annotation of a GenBank genome assembly
AACGGUGUGCGUGUGUGUGCUGCGCAGCCCGACCCGCGCUGGGAGUUCCCGCGGAAGCAGCUGACGCUGGAGCAGCCGCUGGGCGAGGGGGAGUUCGGGCGAGUGCUGCGCGCGCGCGCCCUCAACAUUGCUGGCCACAGCGCGAGCUGGCCGACUGCUGUCGAUGUUCGCGCUGCUGCAGCAGGUGCGCCACCCCAACGUGGUGCGCUGCUGCGGCGCUGCUCGGCCGGGUGCGCCGCCGGCGAGCCCUUCCUGCUCAUCAUCGAGUUCGCCGAGCACGGCUCGCUGCGCAGCUACCUGCGGCGCAGCCGCCACGCCGAGUCGGACGGCGCGCUGCCCUGCUCCGAGCCCGACGCCCUCGCCCUCGCCCACGCGGCCGCGCCCCGCCCGCGCGCCGGCCCCGCCCCGCCGCGCCCCGCCGCCCGCCACGCCCCGCGACGUGCCGGGCUUCGCGUGGCAGAUCGCCAAGGCAUGGCUACCUCAGCGACAUCAAGGUGCGUGCUCGCUUGCUACCUGCUCUUACACACACACACACCACACACCACACGGGGCAUGGGCUACCUCAGCGUCAUCAAGCUUAUUCACAGAGAUCUCGCCGCAAGAAAUGUUCUAGUGGCUGAGGGAGGCAUUUGUAAAAUAUCUGACUUCGGUCUCACAAGAGACGUUUAUGAAGAUGACACGUACAUGAAACGGAUACCGGUUAAAUGGAUGUCUCUAGAGUCAUUAGCUGAUCAUAUGUACACUAGUAAGUCAGAUGUUUGGAGUUUUGGAGUUCUACUCUGGGAACUAGUAACUCUUGGCGCAUCUCCAUACCCAGGUGUUGCAGUUCACAACUUAUUCCACUUGUUGAAAGCUGGGUAUCGAAUGCAACGUCCUGAAAAUUGUUCUCCUGCACUAUACAGAUUAAUGCGAUUGUGUUGGCAUGAAAAUCCUGAUGAAAGACCAACAUUCAAAGAACUUAUGGCAAUUUUUGAGAAAAUGUUGGAAGAUGGAGUCGAUUAUUUGGAUCUCAAUCCUCGAACAGUUCACAACAUGACUUACUUCACUAGUCUUUCCAGUUCCAGAGACCUUUUAGGUGAGAUUUAUCAUUUCAUUGCUUUGCAAGGCAGUGUCACCAUUCCCUUCUUUACAGAGAUAGAGAGUUUGCACAAUUUUGCUAAUCAUCUCUUCUUAACCCUUCAAGAUGAUCCUGAUGGUCUCUAUGGGAAUUUCAAUAUCCUACCAAAUAAUUCUGUCAACAACUUAGCAGCCAUUCGCACUUCUCAAAAUGAAUCGAAUGUUUGCAUCACCCUAUCUGAUAGCCUGGGAGAAGAAGAAGAGAGGUUAUUACACUCGUCCAAUGAAACAACACCUGUCGAUACCAUUGACUUCCAGAAAUCUUUGAUUGGAGUUAAUUUAGAGAAGAGAGAAUCACCUCGACCUGGCAAUGCUUACCUGAGUCCAAUCCGACAAAUAAAUACUCAACAGCAAGAUUCUGCAGUUGCAGGGCCUUCUUCUGUAGCUUUAACUCAAAGAUACAUAAGUAUUUCUACUGGAGAAUCCAGAUCGUGGCAUCACUCACGUGACUCAAGUCCUGUGUCAUCUAAAGUCACUACAUUUUGAAACUAUGGCUUGCUUUAAUGUCAUCAUAUAUGCUUGACUCUGCAAUCAUAAAGUCUCUUUGUAACAUUGAUGACUUUUCCUCAAGAGAUUACUAUUAUCAUCAUUAUUAUGAUAUUCAUUCAAGGACUGGUUAAGUGCUUGUCAACGUAAUAAAUGAAUGAUCUUCAUUCAUAUUUAUUUCAGCUUAAUGCUGAAUUAUUUGCAUGAAUGGUGAUUUAUGUGCCCUAAGAAACUUGCUGUACCUGCUCCUGCUGUGAUGAAAGUGGAGAAAAUAUUUUUAGUGAUGACAAGUGAAAUGAAAGAUCUAGUAAACUGCAAUUGAGCGCUAAUUCCUCAAGACAUUUGUUCAGAGAAAUUUGUGUAUCCUUUCUGGAGGGAAAUCAUCUACAUUUCUUAAGAUUGGCUUGUGGUAGCUGCAAAAGAAAUUGAAUGAAUUCGUGACAUUGUGGAAAGUUAUAUCUGCAUUAUCAUUUCACAUUUCUCAAGCUCAAGAGUUGAGAUGGUGUUCUUGACAUAUCUUCAUAUGAUGUGCUAUUGAUUUUAUACAAAAAAAUAACAAGACAUGGGUUUUGCGAUCUUUGGAUACACCAAGGUUAUUUGAUUAUCAUUUGUUUCUGAUGACUAGAUCAAUUUCCCAGAAAUCAAUAGAGACAGUGAUCUGAAUUAGCAAAUCUGAAGUCUGAUCCAAAACCAAGAAACUAACGUCAUUUCUCAAGAUCUUCAAGAGUUAAAAGUUUUCAAACAGUUAAAGAAUCAUAAAUAAGAAAAUAAUUGAACAUCUCCUUAUUAACAUAUCAGAUUAUCAAAACAGCAGAAGGUGAAAACAACAUGAUUUCUAAACAAUUUUAUUGGAAGGGGCCCAAACAGAAAUGAAGAUUUUAAAUGGUUUAAGAAGACAGUGACCUGAAAGUGUGUUCAAGCCUAUGCAUGAUUGAAGUUAUUCUCCAAUUGUUGUCAACAGAUUUUAAAAUAUUCAUUGCUGACUGCCAAAGUUCAGAAGUGGAACUUCUUAAUAUUGAAGCAAUUUACUUUGUAUGCUCAUUGUAAUUGGUCUUCAGUGAAUGUAUUAAUAUUUACUAGCCUAAUCAUGUGACAUUAUCACACAAUGCUUGUGUAAAGCUUGUCAUUUUAUAUAGUUGUGAAACAUCAUCUUGAAACACUCCUUUAACAAAGUAUUUAAAAUUUCUAUCAUUGCUUGUACUGCAUUUAAAGGAUAUGAUGGCCCUAUAUUUCCUGCAAACAAGUUUUGAGAAAGAAGUUGCAAAAUAUGGUUAAUGAGAAACACCUUUUUUAAAUGAAAUGUAAUUCAGAAUUUAUUGAUAAACAGCCUCUAAUGGUGCUCAAAUCCUCUAAGUCUAUGGGAAUUUAAAAAAGAAAUCUCCAACGCCAUUUCAAUAAUAUCAGCAGUAAAAGAAAUGCUGGAAAGAAUUGAAAGUAAUUGGGGUUGACUUUUCACAAAGGUAUAUCCUGAUUAUCAUUAAUAAUUCAACAUUAUUUAAGCGUUAAAAAUAUAAUUUAUUAAUAUGUGUUUUAAUAUUAAUUUUAAACACACUGUAUUUUAUAAUUCACAGACACAAUUCAUCUAAAUAUUGUUUUGGAAAAGAUGAGACUUUUGUUCAUCAGUAAUAUUUAAAAGAGAUUAUGGUACAUCCGGAGUUUAGGGUGCCAGUUCAUUUGGUAGAUAUUUACAAUUAUUUUUAUUACAAUUAUUCUGAGGUAGGUAGGUUUCAUUUUGUCUGCAUUAAUGGUUUGUGAGUCCAGCUUCAGAAUAAAAGCAAACAAAGAAAAAAUUGAUCUUCUUUUUCUUCUUUAAAACUACAUUGUAAAACAUGAUGCUUUUCACAAACUGGACAUCACCAAUUAUACUUUUAGGCUAGAAUAAAUGUUUCUUGUCUUUGAUUAAUUUUGGUUGCAUUGUUCUUUUAUAAAACGUUCUUUUUGUUUUACAAUUUCUUUAAUGGACCUGUACAAAACAUUUUCUUUUCUUUCUAUUAGGUGAACAAUUGUGUCUUCCAGUAUUACAAUAAUUGUGGUUUCACAUGAAGUACUUAGUUUAUAUAAUGCUGCAAUUAACUUUUCAUUUCUAAAUGUUACACAUUAAUCCAUUUAUACACAAAUAUAAUGUUGUUUAUAAAAGACAAACUAAAUGUGAAUGGAAUUGUUCUGAAUAGUAACCUACACAUUUAUUUUGUUGAAUUUUCAGACAUGACAUUGGGCCUUUUAUUGCUUCAAAUUAGUAUAAUGAAAAUCUGAAAAUAAUACUGUUCAGUAUUGAGGAUAUUUUUGUGUAUGAAUUAUUAUUGAGAGUCCAAGACUGAAGUCUUUUACCUUCUUCAGAUGAUGUAAAUUUAGAUAGAUACUGAUACGAAACAAGAAUUUACAAAUCAUUUUUGUAACAACCAGUGGCUUCUUCUUUCCCUGGAAAAAUGUAAAUAAGCUUAGUUUUACUUUAUGUGAAUGGUUCUUAAAUUAAUCUUUACAUUCUCCUUGCUGGUGUUGGCUGAACUCUAUACCUCCUGCAAAUUAUGUAUCAAAUGAAAAACGUAACUUCAUGAUUUUAUCAAGUGUGGAUGCAUGUGUGAUUUUGUGUAUUUGUACACUUUCAUCUUCAUGAAUGAUUAUAAGUAUUAAAUGAAACAAAUAAAGCCUAAAUUUUUAGAAAUUAUUGAGAUAAAUAAUUAAACUUAAACCCAGGAAAGAUCAAUAUUCAGAAUUAUUUUAAAAAAUUAUUGAAACUAUUUGUUAAAAUAAAAUAGAAGUUCUAUGUGACCCUUGUAGUACUAUGGUAGAUGAUUUACCUACAAUAUUUCUGCUAUUUAUUUGUAUUCUGAUAGGAGAACCAAUUGCACCCUUUAAAACAAUAAUUUUCAUGAAAUCUUUUUUCUUGAACUGACUUUAGCCAAAAUCUGUGUUAGCUAAAUAAAAAUUGUAUAAGGAAAGAGAUUUCAGAGUAUAAAUGUCUUAACAUUUGGUAAUGGUAUUAUAGUUCAUAAGACUGAUUCACAACGUCCAGUUCUAAAAAUAUUAAUUUCCAUUUAUCUAGAAGUGCAGAAACCGAGAUGUGUAACUGUGACAAGUUAUUAUACUUAUUUAGUGAACCAUUGUCUAAUUUGAAAAAUAGCCUGAAUACUUUAAUACAAUUUUUGUUGUGACAAUACCAUAUUGGUUACUGUACAUGUUAAACAUUCCCAUAUACAAUAUAUAUUGUUAUCAUCCAGGAAUAUGGUCUAUAUUUCUUUGAUUAUGAAAGCUAUGAAAGAAUUGUAAAUAUGUUGAAUAUGUUGUAUAGAAAUUAGUGCAUUUGUUUUUGUAUUGCACAAAUGAAAUUCCAUUGCAAAAUAAAAAAUAAUGUUUACAUAUUCUUUUCAAUAAAAUGUAAUGUCAACUCUCUUUUUUGAUUUGUCAUUUCAAUUACCUUAAGAGCAGCCAAGGUGGAUAAUACACAAAAGAAAUAACUUUUUUUUAUCAGGUAAUUGCAGUAAUAUUUAAAAUAACUGAAGGUAAAUUUAAAAAAUGGAAAAUGGUUAAAUAUAGUAGUAUAGCUGUGCAAUAGCUUUGUAAUGCAAUAGACCAUAAAAAUAAAUUCAAGCUAAGAUACAGUAAUAGUUAAAUGGACAAUAGUACUCACUAGUAGUGAAAAUAAUUCAAUAUUUCACAAAUAUGUCAAUAACAAGAUAUGAGU